AUGGGUAAUAAUAUGACAGUGAUUUGGAGUGAAUAAUUAAAACACUCUUUCCACUUAUAUGAAACCAAUUUGAAGCAUAAUGUUCUUGGAAAUAUUGAUAUUUAUUAAUAUAUACCAGAUAAUAAAGUCAAGAUCUUUAGUAUACAUUAUCAUUCAAAUUACAUUAGGUAAAACUGCUUAUGUUCCUGAUAAAGAGUAUUUCAUUUAAAAAACUAAAUUCAAACAUCCAAAUCUUUUAAGAGCUUUGGCUUUAGAGAAAUGUUCAGGUUCAUGUAGUAGUGACUAAGAUUUAUACAAAGUCUAUUAUGACUAUCCAGGAAUUUGCACUUUAGAACAGAUAAUUAAUGAAAAGUAUCAUUACAAAUAAUAUAAAAAAGAAUCAAGAAGUUUUCUGAAUCAGCCAUAUGGAAUAUUAUAUUCUAAGUAGUUGAUUGUGCAGAAUAUCUGUAAUCUCACUAUAAAACUAUUGGUAACAUCAACCCUAACUCUAUUUAUGUGUUAAAUGAUGGUAUAAAAAUAUUAGUAAUCAAAAUUAUAAUGAUAGGAAGUGAAUCAUAUAUUUUAAAUUGAAUCAUCUUAUGAAUAAGCACUGAAAUACUCAAUAGCAAUAUUGUCUCCAGAGCAAAUAGAAUAAUUACAAAGGGACAUUCCUAUUCCAUCAGUUAAUGGCUUCAAGAGUGAUGUUUUUGCAUUUGGAAUAGUCUUAUUGUGUCUAACAACACUGAGUAGAUAUGUGAAAUUUUAUACUCAGAAUUAAGAGCUGGAUAAAAAUCAAAUAUAUUAGAGUCUACAAUAGACAAAAAAUCAAUAUUCUGAACUCUUAUAUGGUUUAAUUUAGAAAAUGCUUGUUGAAAAUCCCUCUGAAAGAUAAUCAUGGAUAGAUAUUAAAGUAAUAAAUUUAUCUUAAAUUAGAGAUUUAUUGAUCCAUUUAAAAUCUUAGAAGAAAAUGAUUAACCAUUUUAUUCAGACCUUAAAUUAUGUCCUUAAAUAAAACAGCCAAAUAUUCAUGCAAGUGAAUAAAUUAAACUAAAUAAUCAAAUCUCAUAAACAUAAGUUCCAAUAGUUAUUUCUCCUAAUAAAACAACAAAAAUAAUAUAAAGCAGUUAAUAAUUACAAACUGUUCCUAUUCCUAUUCAAAAUCCAAAUCCAAAUCCAACAAUAACUUAAAUUUAUGCUCCUUCCAGCUUUUCAUUUUAAAAUUAAUCAAUGUAAUAGAGUAUAGAUUUCAAAUUGCUUCCCAAUAAAACAGCUAAUUUUGCGAUAAAUAAUUCAAAUUAACCUAUUGGAAAUGCCUCUAUGAAUGAAACACAAUAAGUCCCAUUUUCCCUUAAAAAUUAAAAUUCAUAAUAAACAACACCUCCUUAAUCUUAAACACCUUAUUCAACAGUAAAAUAUCCAUUUUAUUAAUCACAAUCAGAAAAACCAUCAUAGAGUUGA
Messenger RNA from Paramecium pentaurelia, 1437 nucleotides. NCBI's taxonomy places the organism in Eukaryota, Ciliophora, Oligohymenophorea, Peniculida, Parameciidae. The record is from the annotation of a GenBank genome assembly.